Ceraceosorus bombacis is the source of this 493-nucleotide messenger RNA. Lineage: Eukaryota; Fungi; Basidiomycota; Exobasidiomycetes; Ceraceosorales; Ceraceosoraceae. The record is from the annotation of a GenBank genome assembly.
GCAGCUCGCUACUGUAGCUCAUGCGGCAUCUCGAUCUUGAACCGGCGGCAAGGAAGAACAAGCUUAUCAGCUGUUGAUGAGACCGAGGGUCAAGGCGGGCGGCGAAGCGCGACGGAGCUCCGCCUUCGGCACGUCGGCAAGGGGCGAUCUACAGCAGUCACGACUCACGAGCACGCGUGACUGCACCCCGUCUGCCCUUCGCAUUCAAACGAUCACAAGUUCGCUAAUCCGCUUGGGGUUCUUAAUACAAGCAUUUAUGCAAGAUGUAGCAAAGACAGACACUCAAGGGUAAUGGUUUUACCCAAGAACAAGCGAUGCGGGCAGAAUGAGGUGGCAACGUUGUGCAGAAGAGAAAGCGCAGUCACAACCUACACCAAAGGCUCCUUUCCUGAAUCUUUCGGAUUGCCCCUCUGCUGGCGGCACAUUUCAUGGACCUACUCUCAUUGACUCUGGGUGCUCAUUACAACAAGCUCUCAUUACAACAAGCUCUUCU